CAUCCCUUACCACAAUGAGUGUUUCCUGGUUGCAUUCCCUAGAGCUGUAGAAAGUACACACAAAACUGCGAGCCUCAGGUAGGCUACAUUUUUUGCACUUUUCUUGGCAGGCACCAAGGACGCAGAUAUCACAAAUGGAGACUCGAACCGGCGAGUUAUAUUUGGAAAGAAGUGACCAUUUUGCAUUUAUGGAGAGCGGUGUUUUGUACGUUUGGGGCGGAUGUCAGUCUAGCUCUGGAACAGAAACUGUGUUACCCGGUGAUGAGAUUUGGUUUUACGAUUUGGACAGCGGAGUAUGGGACAAGUGGGAAAUGGACGGGGAAGUCCCCCCGGCCUUAUCAGGUGCCAGUGGCUCUUAUCAUAAUGGCACCCUGUACAUCUUUGGAGGCUGUGACACUAACGGACACACCAACCAGCUGUACAGUGUAAAUCUUAAAAAGGAGAGCUGCAUUUGGAAGAGAGUGACAGACACCAUAGGAACUGCCCCGUCACCCAGAGAUAAGCACAGCUGCUGGGUGCACAGAAACAGACUGAUUUACUUUGGAGGAUAUGGAUGUAAAACUAUUCGAGAGGUCAACAAUUCAAAGAGGUUCACAGUGGAUGACAUGUCUUUGGUGACAACAGGGAAUCCAUUCUUUAGGUUUUGGGGGUGGAACAAUGAGGUCUAUGUCUUUGACACUCUCACUUCUGCGUGGAGUGAACCAGAAACUCACGGUGUUGCCCCUGCCCCCCGAGCGUCUCAUGCCAGUGCCACCCUUUGGUCUAAAGGUUACGUGUGUGGGGGUCAGGAGACUGUGCACCUGGACCUCCAUUGUCUAGAUCUGGAGACCUGGAUGUGGACACAAAUUGCACCCUCCUCGUCAUGCAUACCCCUGGGGCGUUCCUUACACACCCUGUGCCCUGCGUCUGACCACACACUGUUCUUGUAUGGUGGAUUAGGUAUUACUGGAGAGCCAAUGAGUGAUGGGUGGGAGUUUGACACACAGAGGAGAGAAUGGAGAGAACGGGUUCACCCACACCGCGACAAGCCCAGGUUGUGGCAUUCCGCAUGUCUGGGCAAGGACAAUGAUGUGGUUGUCUUCGGGGGUUGCAAAGACUUCUCCCUACUGAUGGACUCGAUCACUAUCCUAAGGUCCCCAUUGCAAAACCACUGCAAAGACAUUCUUGUGUUCCAGAACCAACCAUACCCCCUCCUCAGAUUAUGUCAGGACUGCUUAGGACAAAACGCAGAGCUUGUGCAAGAACAAAUAACAUGGCUGCCACCAAAACUCCUGACAACCGUGAACAAAAAAGUCACCUUUUCAAGUAACUGUCCCAAGGAUAAAACACAGCUGGACUCAAUUUUAGUUUGACAUCAUAUAGGUUUACUCAGACAAAGGCUGUUUCCUACAAUUAUUCACUCUUGUGCCAUGUUUUUUUUUAAUCAGUUUUAAUCAAAAUCGAGCCCUUCUCUUUUUUAACUUAAAAUUCUGUCAGACAACAAAUGGAAGAGAUCUACCAUUAUAAUAUCGUUAAAAGCAUAUUUAAGUGAUACCAAUUAUUAUGUGAAUACUCUUUUUACAUCAUUACAGAAAUCAGGAUUGUUUGUUGAAAAAAAACUUUAGUUUGUUUAAAGUGUUUGAUCUUUUGGUAUGUUGUAGCAUAAACAUAUUUUACUGUAAACAAACAUAUUUUCCUUGUUCAACAAUGGUAACUAGUUACAAGGAUUUAUUGCCAAAUAUAAGUUGCUGCUGCUCUAAUAGAAGUUGGAACAUUUUCCGUUUUGGUUUGCAAAGGAAUCUAUUCCACACCCAAUACAUAAAAUAUUCAGCAGUUUACUUAAGAGAUUUUAAUAUGGCAUCGUGGAUUGGUCAUUUACUGUUCAACAUAAUGUUUGCAUAUUAUCAAUCGAAAUGCUACUGUUGUACUGUUCUUUGGUAUUGGUCACCACUUUUCAGGAGAUAUUUGAUUAUUAAUCGCAAAGCCAAAAUGUGUACUUGUCCAUGCAUGUGUCAUUAUUAUGAUGCUUACAUGAUUGUGUAGUCAUCAUCAUACCAGAUUUUAAAAGAGUAUAAUAAAUGCAAAUGGAGGCAAUAUCAGAUUGUGGGGAAAUGCCUACAUAUGGCAAUCGCCUUUCUGCUGUGACUACACAUCAAGGAAGCAAUGUAUUUUAUAGUUACAAGUGCAAGUGCUGGUAUUUGUUGGUAAGCAAAGGCUAAAAUAAAAAAGAUGGAAGAAUUUCAAUCAUUUCUAAUCAUAUUGAAGAAAGUGAAAUUCAUCAUCAGUGUAAAAUUAACUAAAUGUCAAAUAUGCCGAUAUUUUACUUGAAUAAAAUGUGUUAUGGUCUGGGUCUGCUAAAUUAAUUAAUCAAAUUGAAUCAAAACUCAUCUACCAGAAGGGAUUGUAAAAUACCAGAUUGAAAACGUAUCUUUCAGCAGUCAUUCUCUUCCUACUGAACAGUAUACAUCUCUACUCUUUCUCCAAAUCCAUAACAGUGGUUAAUGGACAAUAAUACAUGCUGUCAUAAAUUGGAGUAGUGGUUAUGUCAUUGUUUUACUAUUUGUCUGUGCUUAUGUAGUUUGUCUGUACCUAUGUAUGUACGUGAUCUUCUAUGUUUUUUCCUUCUUCAUUGUUUUUAUAUAACAUCAACUUGAAAGGGAAUGCAGAUGAAAAUGAGCCUGUAUGGCUAAAUCUGGUACAUUUCCAUGAGUUAAGUGCAUGUUAAUUAAUGUGAAUUGUCCAUUCUGAAAUCAAAUAAACAUAGAUGAAAUUA
Molecule: messenger RNA, 2752 nt
Organism: Hypomesus transpacificus
Lineage: Eukaryota; Metazoa; Chordata; Actinopteri; Osmeriformes; Osmeridae
Product: kelch domain-containing protein 1-like
Exons: 13
Coding region: 135-1352 (405 amino acids)
Molecular function (GO): protein binding
Source: RefSeq, a predicted model, not a curated record